CGUCACUUCCCGUCUUCCUGUGCGCCAUGUUUUCCAGAAAGAGCGGACUAGUGUUUCACUGAGGUGGACACAAAAGCGUAAUAAAUAAAUAAAUUAAUUAAAAAUAAUAGUAAUAAUAAUAAUAAGCUAGGCCUGAUGUUUUUACACAAUCCACAUUACAGCCGCGCGCGACUGGAAACGUGAAGAUUCAAAACCAUCAUACUGCGCGCGCGCCUCGCGGUGACGCCGGAAGACAACACACGCAGCCGAAAAGCAUCAAAACUCGACCGCCUUCCUCCUCCUGAGCGGACACUGAAGGUAGAGAGACGGACUGUCUCUCACUCACACACACCGCCCAGUUACAGACAGCGUCAGUGGGACAUUAUAGGAAGCUGAGCGUCAGUGUUGCAGCAGGAAUAUUGAGUGUUUUCUCCAGUCCGUGUUGGACUCACCGCGGCGCAUCAACUUCACAUCCACAGCAGGCCCUUUCCCCAGCUGCUGGGACUUCAGGGGCUACCGAUGGACAAGUAGCUCGUGGAGUUCAUUCAUUAGAGCACUUUGAUUCUCAUUAUUGGAACUAUAUUAUAAGCUCCUCUACGAAUGUCCACGUCAUUUUUAUGAGACGUUUUCACGUGAGCAAAACUAGCGGACGGUUCUGCGUUACAUUACGAGCCUGUAUUCACUUUUAUCGCCAGCAACAAAAUGUAUCAAGUGCCAGUGAAUGAUUUGGCAAAACUCCGAAGAUCACGAAAAAAGGUGAAGAGUAUUCUGUGCGACAUUGCGCUGCAGAAUUGUCAGGACUUGAUAGAGGAAUACAAACCUUUCGAUGCCGGCGAGGCAAGUUUCAACAACACCGAGUGGAGCGAUUUCACCGAUGGGCAUGUUGGCAAGAUGCGGAAAAAGUGGAAAUAUCGGAGGGAAUCACUGUGCUGCAGCCUGUGUUGGUUUUCCACGCGGUCUUUUAACACCUACAGAAGUCACAUAAUGCGGUGUCAUAGGGAGGAACUAGACCUCGCAUCACUUUUAGCCUGCCCCAGUUGCCCUUUUGUCAGCCGCCCAGAAACCAUAAAUCAGCACCUCAAGUAUUUUCACACCAUGACUCAAAAAGCAACAUUAACUCCCACCAUGUCAGUUAUUCAGCCGCCUAAGACUGUAACCCUCACGACCGCUUGCGACCUGGCCGACGAUAGGUACAUGUGUGUGAACUGUGGCUAUUCUGACUCUUUACUUUAUGUGAUGAAGAAACACGUUUUGGUGAACCACUAUGCUACGUUGUUGAACCGUUACUUUGGGCACAGGUUGGAGAGUGUCCAAAACACAGUCGGUCCAAACAAAAGUGCCAGAGUUCUGAAUUCUAAGUAUUACUGCAAGGAGUGUAAAUUGCCAGCAGAGACCAUAGAACAUCUCCUGUAUCACAUUUUGAGCUCGGACAAGCAUAAGGAUCUCCACUGGCAUAUUAUGCCGUUUAUCAGUGAAAAGACUGUCUCUGCUCAAAAUGCUGGGCGGGCGAACUUGCUGAAUUUUGUGACGAAUUUGAAUCAGGGCAGCCAUUUAAGAAUGGUCACCGGAUCCAACUUUGAGCAACAAGGCAAGCAAAUGAAAGCACAUUCGUUAGCUAAAUCUAAUGGCACGAUGCUCAUGGCAGGGCCAACCACCACAACAGGUCUUCUGUGCGCUGCUGGAGGGAGGCAGGUCUUCCUCUCCUCCCAGACUCCAGCUUUACUACAACAGCAGGCCUCGAGUGGGAUCCCUCAAGAUUUGACGACAUUGUCGUCCUCUUCGCUUGUUAAAUCUAUAAAUAUGGUGAUGCCAAAUAUGCCGAAUGCUUCUAAACAGGUACCCGUGGCCAUGGCAGUGCCUAGGCUUUCACAAUCUCAAUCAGCCCAACAGAUGCUUCUACCACCAGCAGUUCAGGUCAACCUCCCGGGCAAAACCGGUGUACGUCCACCCGUGCUUUUUACUCACAGGCUACAGCUAAACCAGUCUGCUCCCAGACAGCCCAUCUUAGCCUCUCAGUCUGUCCGUCUCAUUCCUACCGGCAACAAAGUGAAUGGCGUCCCAACGUACACUUUGGCUCCUGUUCAAGUUAACACUGUACCUGGCCAGCCCAGCGCUAGUCAAGUAGUGAACCGUACACCAAUAGUCGUGACACAGAACGGGCCUCAGUCUUCAAUGAUCAGUUCAUCAAAGGCUGCAGUAGUGCCUGCUAAGCCAGAACCUUCAGGUCCUAAAGAGGUACCACGUAAAAAAAUCCGACCAAACAAAUUGGCCGUUUUUGCGCCAUUCCUAAAGAAACAGAACGACGAUACUGUAAAAUGCCUGCGGUGCAAGGUUCUGUUGACGGAGCAGUGGAUCUUUCAGCAUUUGCUGCAUGGUUUGAGGUGCCUGUUUUGCCCUCUGAUGUUCUACUCCUUCAAGCAGAUCAUGGAGCACUCCAACAAAGAACACAGCUUGAAAAUAAAGAAAAACCGAGACUUCAUCAAAGGAGAGUACAAACUUGACUGCGAUGAUGAAGGCAAUAUUGAAUUUUCCACCUUCAGCUUGAAUACAGACGUGCCCAAAGACUUGCUGGAUAACCGAGAGCUCAACCUUGUGCUGGUCACUAGUGCUCAAGAGAAAAUCUACAUAAAGAUGUACCCAGACUCUGCGAAGGCUGUGUACCCACCUACACUGAAAACCAUACCUACAAUGUGUCCAUUCUGCCAGAUGAAGCUGCAGAGUUUGGAGGACUAUGAGCAGCAUUUAAAAAUAGUGCACCACAUUGUACCCACCAUCCACGCCAUACUGAAAUCUCCUGCCUUCAAGUGUAUCUACUGCUUUGGGGUGUAUUCAGAAAAGUCCACCCCCAAAACUAUUUCUAUCCACGUACAGCGCUGUCGGUGCGCUCCCAAGAGCGUCAAGGAAGCAGAGAAGCGUCUGAAUCCGGACACGACCGAGCAUGUCAAUGGUGAUAUGGUAAACGCCAUCCAGCAGAGUUUCCAGCCACACAUCAUAUUGAAUGCAGAAGAGAAGCAAUCUGCCAAAGAGAAGCCCAAGGCCGCUGAGAAAAACACCAACAGAAGCAUCAAGGUCUGCAAGAAUGAUGUUCGUGCCCCAGUCGAGCUCAUCAUGGACCCAUCAGGAAUGGAGAUGCAAUCUUUUGAGAACAGGAAAGAGUUCCUCACAAAGUACUUUCACAAUAAGCCCUAUCCAUCUAAAAUGGAGAUACUAACUCUCGCCGCCCGUCUGUGGUUGAACAAGACGGACGUGCUUCAUCACUUCGGUAUGAAACGGAGCAGAUGCAUGAAAACAAUCCAGAAGAGGAGAACUGUAGUACUACUGGGCUUCAACAUGAGUGAGGUGAAUAAAGUGAAACACAACCUUCUUAUUCCAGAGGUGGAGCCUACUAUCUGAAAAAAAUUUACAUAAAAAUGAUGAGAUACUGUAUGUAUGUAUGUAUGUAUGUAUGUAUGUAUGUAUGUAUGUAAGCAUGCUUAAGUUAGAAUCCGUGUUCAUUUAAAGUUCAGUGAUAUCGGAGGUGUCAAACUGUUCUGGACGGCCAUGUUAUAGCGUUUGACCUUCUCCAGCACACUCUGUUUAGGUCAUAAAGAGCUUGGUUAUUAGCUGAUGAUUGAAACCGCAUAUAUUAAAGUUAUGGCAGCACUAAACUGCAAUGAAUUGGAACCUUAGAGUUAAAACGUUCCAUGCUGAAGAUGUAAUUCUUGGGUUUGUGUAAGGUGUGUGUAAAUAAUUACAGAUAUAUGUUUGGGUACCAUUUAUGAUCUUCCUUAAGCCAGUUUGUAAGUUGGCGACUCUAAUGUUAGAUUUAUUUUUUACACAGCUAUUCUGUCAAAGUUCCUGUGUAUAUGGGGCCCCUGCCUGUACAUUCUUAUGUAAAAGUGCUUUCUGA
This is a messenger RNA of Ictalurus punctatus (channel catfish), 3868 nucleotides long. It is a transcript of the gene adnp2a, whose product is annotated as ADNP homeobox 2a. Gene Ontology annotation, molecular function: DNA binding. The coding region runs from base 682 to 3372 and encodes 896 amino acids. The transcript has 4 exons. NCBI's taxonomy places the organism in Eukaryota, Metazoa, Chordata, Actinopteri, Siluriformes, Ictaluridae. Gene Ontology annotation, biological process: regulation of gene expression. Gene Ontology annotation, cellular component: nucleus. The record is from RefSeq and is a predicted model, not a curated record.